CAGAGGUCUUCAGCUGUUCUCCAGCAGCAUUUCACCUCUGCACAGAUUAGCGGCAGCAGCAGAGGCAUGCAGGGCUGGAGAGCAACCCAGCCCGCAGCGACGCACACUACCCCGGCUUUGUAACCCGAGAGAAAACCGCAAGGACAGGGGAAAGCUUUUGUGUUGCCAGGGAGAAGAAACUCCGAGCAGGUAAGCAGCCAGCCAUGAGAGCUUAUUCUCUGUCUGCGAGAUUCCUUCAUCACCUCCUCUGACCAAAUCCAACACUCAGCAAACCAAAGAUGUCAGCCUGCGGCGACUUUGCAGAACACGUUUGGAAACCCGGCUCUUGUAAGAACUGCUUCCACCCGCUCAGUGCACACAAGACUGGCCGCAUCUCGGAUGACAACGUUCCGUCAGCCUGUUUGAAGAGCAGCCUGGGAGGUGAUGAGGAGGGUGGAGUGACAGCACCUUCACCCUACAGCAAACCAACGAUUGCUGUCAAACCGACCAUGAUGAGCUUUGACACAAGUGAGACAAAAGAUGUGAACAUGAACAUAGAACAGCAGGACAACCCAAAGAGUCCAGCUGAACGAAUGGGCCUGAAGAAGCUCCUGAACAUGUCACCACUCUACAUUGAUGAUGAUAAUGGUUGCAACAAUGGCCAUAAAGAGUCAGUUCUUCAAAGCCCUGAUGCCAAGAUUGACUACAACAGCUGCCUCUCGAUGUCCCCCAGUAUCCUGCCCAAAGACUCUUUCUUCAUUAGUAAUGUUUUUGUCAGCCAGGAGGAAGGAAGAGGUUCGAAGAGUUUCAAGAAAAAUGCCAAUGGGGACUCAUGCUGGCAGCAAAAUAAUACACCCGGUAUUGGACCGAAAAGCACUUACAAUAAAGGGACUAAUUUUAGGGAGUCCCGUGAAUCAACAUUGGAUAUUCCGUUGUCGGUGAAUACUGUUUCUUCUGAACCUACCACAGGUCUUUGCAACCAUUUAUGCAGGAGUACUAUUAUCACAAAAACAGCCAACAUUUCCUCUGCCAACACCACAGCCUCAAGUGUGGAGACUACAAACCACAGUAGCCGAACACCCUUCAGUCCUAUUCCUGCCCUAUCUAAAGAGAACAGCUUGUCGGACUCCCCUUCUUCCUAUCACAGCAGUACCGAUUCUCUUUCUGGGCCUGCUGGAUCAGUUGAAAAACAGAAUGGGUUACUGGUCCACCAAAGUCCAUCCGCCACUGGUAGUCCAGAGUCAACUCCAAGCUCUCCCAGUGUUCAGAAAGACUGUGAGCCAAUUUACGCUGAAAGCACCAAGAGGAAGCCUAAGCCACCAAGAAAUGGUACACAGUCCAGUCCUGGGUCCCAAAACCAGAUUAAGCUAUCCCAGUGCUCUGAGUCUGAACGUUCUGGAGAGAAUCAGCGAGCCACCAUCACUGUAAUGGCUGCUCACACAGAAGAGAACAACAGAACUUUCUUCCUGAGUAGCCCAGAUUCAGGUGUCGGCACUCAGUGCCAUUUUAGCCCAACAGCACGCAAAGACCCCAGCAGCCCGGCCUUCCGUUGGCCCAGUCCAAGCCACAGUGCACCUUCUUUAGGCAGAGAAGCUUCCUUGUCUCCAAACAUGCACCCGAAGCCCCAAUCUAGCCCACCCAUUCCUCCUAAGCGAAGCUCUCGCUCCCCAAAACUAGGUACAUCUAGUCUCUCUCCAUCCAUGUCUUCUCCGGUCCUCCUUCCUGAUUUCCCUAAACUCGGUACAUCUAGUCUCUCAACAUCCAUGUCCUCCCCUAUCCCGCUGCCAGAACUCCCCAUGCUCUUCCUCGUCUCUGCGAGAGAGGGACACUUCAAGGGCCCCACAGACAACACGAGUGCAACAUCCGAACGCUUACACAUGUCCAGACACCACAGCUCUGGGUGGAACUGCUGCAUUGAGGAAGAAGAGGAGGAUGAGCGGAAAGGGGUGGAGAUGAAGAAGUUAGCUGCCACCAGUUCGGGAACAACCUCCCCAGAGACGGGACUCAUCAAUGGUGCUGAUGUCUGGAAGAAGGCCAAUGAUUGUAAGCCCCACAGCAGUCCCCAUCCGAUGACGGAGCCAGGCACGGCCCCUCCGGCUAUCCCCAACAAUGAUGCCUGUCAGGGGGAAACCGAGGGCACCAGCGCAAAGGAGGACGGCAAGCAUAACGAGAGCAUGCCAACCAGGCAACCGUUGCAUGGAGGCUCAUCAGAGCUGCUGGCAGGGGGGAAAGGAGCUUUCAACCAUGACCCCAACCCACCACCUCCCCCACCUAAAAAGCUGCACAGGGUGAGUGGUAAGAUGAGUGGCAGUACAGUGGAGUUGAACUGCAGCAGCCCUCAAGAGUCGGCAGACAGUCCUGUGUCUUCUGUACAGAGCCUGGGAAGCAUUAGCCUACCAGCUGCAUCCACUGACAACCUGACAGGUGACGCUGGGUCUCGGGAUGCUGCACGGAUGUCUUGUUCUUCGCCGUUUCCCAGAACUCCUGUGGCAUCAGCUCCUGGUUCUCCUCACUCGUCCUCUUUCAACAGCUUGAGUAACCAGCCACCUCCUCUUCCAGAGAAAAAAAUGGUUAACCGCACCGUGUCGGCACCAACCAGCGCCAAUGGGAAACCUUUCAUCCGAGCUUAUCCGCGCCUUCCUUUCGCCAGCUCAGAGAGCAAUGUGUGCCGCUCUGCUGAUGCCGCCUCCCGCACCAGCCUGCCAUCGAGCCCUGUUGACUCCCGGCCCGUUUUCUCCUCCAAUGAAUCUCUGGAACGCUGUCACCUCCCUUUGUCCCGUCCCUCAAGGUCCCAGACGCUGGAUGAGCCGCAAAAGGCUCAGGGCCGCUUAGGUGUACACUGCAGAACCAGCAUCACCUGCUUGUCCUCACCCCAGCUUAGCGCACCCUUCCCGUCCACGGAGGCAAGCUCUGCACCAAACCUCGGCUCAAGCUUGCAGCUCCAGACUCUUCUGAGCAAUAUUGACAGCAGGGAGGGUGUGUACUCCAAGCUUGGCGGCCUGUAUGCGGAGUCCUUGCGGCGCUUGGCCCUAAAAUGUGAGGAUCACUUUACUCGCUCCCAGAAGAAUCCGCUUAGGUUUGAUGAGAGUAACUGGUCACUGUUCAGGCUUACUUCUAACAAGCCAAGCUGCAAUGCAGGAGAUGCUGUGUACUACUCUGCCGCCUGGGCCUCGGACCCCAGAAACUCCUACGCUGUAAAGAUUUGUAAGAGUUCAUCCAUUGAGGCCAAACAGGGUCAUCUCUAUGGUCUGACGGUGCAGCAGAGCAUCCCUUCUCAUUUUAACAUCCAGCAGGAUUGUGGUCAUUUCCUCGCCUGUGUUCCUCAGAGCAUGCUGCCUUCAGAUGAGGUCUCCCUGCCUGCUGCACCGGCGCCUGUACCGCCCCAGUGUGCAGCAUCUGCUCAGGGUCAGCAGGCGGAGCAAGAGAGAGUGGUGGUUAUCACUCCUGAGAUUCCCCAUCAGACCACUGCUGACUUUGUUCGGGAGUGGGAGGUGUUCCAUAAAACUCAGCCUGAGGUAUAUGAGCGCCGGGUUUGCUUCCUGCUUUUGCAACUCUGCAAUGGCUUGGAACACCUGAAGGAGCACGGGGUAACACACCGUGACCUGUGUUUAGAAAACCUGCUAUUGGUUCCUCGUCAGCACAGGCCCUCCCACCUAACUCAACAGAGCUCCGCUGACAGCAGAGCCAGUAACGGUGCAGCUGCUGGAGAUAUUCAGCGCCACCUUCCCCGUCUCCUCAUCAGCAACUUCGCCAAGGCUAAGCGUCGCUCCUCAGAGGACGCGGCUUCGACAAAUGGGGACCCUCGCUUAAAGCGUGACCAUGCCAGAUUGGCGCCUGAGAUUGUCUCUGCAGCUCAGUAUCGUAAAUUUGAUGAGUUCCAGACAGGCAUCUUGAUCUACGAGCUUCUCCACCAGCCCAACCCAUUUGAGGUGUGUCCAGCGCUGAGAGAACAAGACUACUGCUGCGAGGACUUACCUCCUGUCCCCCCUGUCUCCAUUUACUCCUCGGGCCUCCAAAGGCUCGCACAGCUCCUCCUGCAACCCGACCCAAUCAAGCGCAUCCAUAUCCAGGAAGCUAAGCGGAUACUACAGAGUCUGCUCUGGGGCCCCCGGAAAGACCUGAUGGAGCAGCAGUGGGAACGGCACAGGCGAGGCGGGGUCUUCGUUGACGGGUCCCGACACGAGGGCCUCCUGAACUGGCUGGACGUGAAGAGAGCCCUGCUGAUGAUGAAGUUCGCCGAGCGCUCGCUGGAGCCACAGAGGAACGCAGAGCUGGAGGACUGGCUGUGCUGUCAGUACUUUUCCACGGCUCACCCUCUGUCUCUCUGCCAUACGGCUGAACUACUCUACUCCCUGAAGUGACAGCUCACAUGAGCAAGCACAGUUAAAAUCAUGUGUGAACUUGCAAAUGAGAAAGUCAAAGUUAAUGUCCAGACACUGCAGGGCUGAACUGUGAACUGUUACUUCUGCAUGCAUGAGAGCCAUAAAUCACAGCAUCUACACAGUCUGUGCUGGAGCUGAAGAACUGGACCCUGAAGAACUAGAGAUGUACCAAUUAGAAUUUUGUGCCCAAUAUUGCCGAACUGUUUUUUUUUUUUAAGGCUUUGACCUGACGAAAUUGAUUUCCCUUAAUAUAAGGAGAUGGAAAAGCAGCAUUGAAAAUAUAUCCUGCCAUGACUGGUUGUUAGGAGCAGAGGCAACAGCUCACUGUGUAUAUGUGAGGGAUCAGUUGCUGCAAACCAGGGUUAAACAGUUAUAUAAAAAGGGACAAAAUGAUUACAUAGUUAACAUUUUAUAUUGGCAUUAGUAUUGUAUAUUAGUGAUUAGCAUAGCUAGCAUUACAGACACAGCAGUCUCCAUGGUUAUCACUAGAGAAUAUAGAUUCAACUUCAAGACCGAAAAUGUUGUCAUCAGCACAUCCUGCUAGCUCUUGGUGUAAUGCAUUCACUGAUUUUUUGUUUUUGUUUUACAGUUUUCAACCGAUCGGUCACCGGUCAAGGACGAUCAAGCUGAAAACCGUCCGAUUCCGGUCUUUAGACAACUUCUUGCUGCAUUUCUAGAAAAAAGUGGUUAUAACAGAAUACACUUACCAAAGUUUCUUAUUUGACACUAUGUGUAUUUAUUAAAUAGAUGUGGAGACAGUUUAUGCACUGUGGAAGCCUAAUGACUCAUACCGGAUCCUGUGUCUGCCUAUACAUCUUUGUUGUGUUUAAAUGUACAGCUCAACUUUUCUCCAUUUACAUCUAAUUUCUUCUCAGUAUAAGACAGGUAUUCUUGUCGAUUUGAACUGUUGCACCUUCUGUUUCACAUGUUAAGUCAUUGGCACAUAGUGCUGUACUGUGAAAGCAACCAGUCCAGAGAAUGGCCGCUCUUCUGUGCUUAGUGGUUCGCUGGCCUAAAUGAUCAAAGCAAGCCUGCUUAUGCAUCGACUGAGAAAGAUUUCUCUCACUCUGCUAACUUUCAUCACAUAUUUAAACAUUCUGACAUUUGUUGCAGUGCCUUUUGUUCUUUGUAUAUGUUACAGUGAUUUGAACCAAGUGUAAAUAUAUUCCUGAUCAUUUGUCCUUUGUGAAACUGGCCUUUCACAGAAUGUUCCAGUAACAACUCUGUACAGAUAUUUGUAAAUUAUUUUCAAAAGAGAAUGUGAGCCCAAGCAGGUCUUUAAAAACCCAUGAAUAUGAGCUGCAGUUAUUAUUUAUAAUGUACUUUUUCGAUUUCCUAUAGAAGUCACUGGAGUUUUUUCUUAGUUCACUGUCUUUUUUAUAUACAUUUGUUUCCCUUUUGUGACUCAAGUUGGCUGCCGAAAACAGUUGAAAUUGUGAUUUGUUUUUGUUUUUUAAUCCUCAACAAAAAUGUUUAUAUGAACUGUCUAGUGAACAGCCUGCAUGCAGGUGUUUGUCCACGACUAAUUUUGAAAAACAUGAAUUGAAGUAAUGCAUAAUGGAUUUGAAUUUGUUUGUGUCUCUCCUAUUUGCGUUGGUCAAUAAACUGUGCAUAUAUUUUCUCACAGUUAAA
Messenger RNA from Girardinichthys multiradiatus, 5993 nucleotides. RefSeq names its product inactive tyrosine-protein kinase PRAG1. Lineage: Eukaryota; Metazoa; Chordata; Actinopteri; Cyprinodontiformes; Goodeidae. Bases 279 to 4340 code for a protein of 1353 amino acids. Gene Ontology annotation, biological process: protein phosphorylation. Gene Ontology annotation, molecular function: protein kinase activity; ATP binding. The record is from RefSeq and is a predicted model, not a curated record. The transcript has 7 exons.